Sphaeroforma arctica JP610 is the source of this 650-nucleotide messenger RNA. RefSeq lists its product as hypothetical. Gene Ontology annotation, molecular function: structural molecule activity. Lineage: Eukaryota; Ichthyosporea; Ichthyophonida. The transcript is spliced from 3 exons. Gene Ontology annotation, cellular component: proteasome regulatory particle, lid subcomplex. Gene Ontology annotation, biological process: ubiquitin-dependent protein catabolic process. The record is from RefSeq and is a predicted model, not a curated record. Bases 66 to 476 code for a protein of 136 amino acids.
AGGAUGUCCAUUCCAUCAUCAGUGGAAAGCUGGCUCUGAAGUACUCCGGCCCACAAAUCGACGCCAUGCGUGCCGUUGCCACCGCUCAUCACAACCGAUCUCUGGAAGAGUUCGAGAAAGUGCUUGCUCAGUACAAAACAGAGCUAACGGGAGACCCCAUCAUCGAGACACACCUCAAUGACCUUUACAACUCCAUGUUGGAGAACAACCUGUGCCGCAUCAUCGAGCCCUUCUCGUGCGUGGAGAUCGCACAUCUGGCACACCUCAUCAAGCUGCCCGCGAAGGUGGUCGAGGAUAAGCUGUCGAAGAUGAUUCUGGAUCGCAAGUUUGUGGGCAUUUUGGACCAAGGUGCUGGCUGUCUUAUGGUAUACGAUGAGGCAAAGACAGACCCCAUGUAUGGUUCCACCAAAGAAACUAUCGAACACAUGGGCAAAGUGGUUGAUCUUCUGUAUAAGAAAGCGUCCAAGCUGUCAUAGAUUAAUAGGUAUCGGAUCUCAACGGGCUGGUAGGCGUUUGUAUCGAUGGAAGUGAAACACUGGUGUUUCAUGGAGCUGGUUAUUCGUAAACGAAUGGCAUAGAUGUAUAUAGGCCACGAGAGGAUCGAUAUGUACAUAUGUGUAUAUCUCGCUAUUAAAUAGAUAAUUCAGUGC